Coregonus clupeaformis (lake whitefish) is the source of this 668-nucleotide messenger RNA. RefSeq names its product grainyhead-like transcription factor 2b (gene grhl2b). Gene Ontology annotation, molecular function: DNA-binding transcription activator activity, RNA polymerase II-specific; RNA polymerase II cis-regulatory region sequence-specific DNA binding. Gene Ontology annotation, biological process: neural tube development; regulation of transcription by RNA polymerase II; brain development. The transcript has 4 exons. Gene Ontology annotation, cellular component: nucleus. NCBI's taxonomy places the organism in Eukaryota, Metazoa, Chordata, Actinopteri, Salmoniformes, Salmonidae. The record is from RefSeq and is a predicted model, not a curated record. The coding region runs from base 15 to 353 and encodes 112 amino acids.
UGUUGGUGAAGAGGAUGUUCAGACCGUCAGAGGACGACCUCUCACCUCCGCCCCACAAACAGAUCAAAGAGGAAACGCACAAGCGAGUCCUGCUGUAUGUGAGGAAGGAGUCAGAUGAGGUGUUUGAUGCUCUGAUGCUCAAGUCUCCAACCCUGAGAGGCCUGGUGGACGCAAUAUCAGAGAAGUAUGGAGUUCCUACUGAGAGGAUAGCCAAGAUCUACAAGAAAAGCAAAAAAGGGAUCCUGGUGAACAUGGAUGACAACAUCAUAGAGCAUUACUCUAAUGAAGACACCUUCAUCCUGAGUAUAGAGAGCUACGCUGAUGCCUACAAGGUCACGCUCACCGAGAUAUGAGGCCUGAGGGACUGAGUGUGGGGCCGGGGGGACAGGACAGUACAGGAGGACUGAGUGUGGGGCCGGGGGGACAGGACAGUACAGGAGGACUGAGUGUGGGGCCGGGGGACAGGACAGUACAGGAGGACUGAGUGUGGGGCCGGGGGACAGGACAGUACAGGAGGACUGAGUGUAGGGCUGGGGGGACAGGACAGUACAGGAGGACUGAGUGUGGGGCCGGGGGGACAGGACAGUACAGGAGGACUGAGUGUAGGGCUGGGGGGACAGGACAGUACAGGAGGACUGAGUGUGGGGCCGGGGGGACAGGACAGUACA